ACAGAUAGUUCAGUAAAUAGCAUACGUCACGGAUGCUCUCGUGCGUAUCCAGUUUAUUCGAGUUGAGAUAAAUAAUUCAUUUCGCUCUAGUCGCAGACAAAUCGUGUUCCUUUGGGUAAAUUAUGUCAAAUUCUAUAAUUCCAGUUGUGGAUUUUUCCGCCUAUUGCAUUCAACGCAAUAAACCAGAUGAGGAGAGAUUUCAAAAAUUAAUAGAAGAUGUUCGUGCAGCUCUGUCAACGAUAGGAUUCGCCUAUCUCAUUAAUACCGGCCUUUCCGAAAAUAAGGUAUUCAUAGGGGAUGAAAUAACAAUGGACCAAAGCGAUCUCUAUUAUAGACUAAACCCAACCCGACCAAAGGAUUUGAAGGAAAGCUUGGACUUCAUUCCAGCAACAAGGGAUCAAUUGAAAAAAACGUGCGACAUCAUCACACCUGGAUUUAUAGACAGCGUUUGUGAUCUUUACGACGAACUUAAACAGAUUAAUUUCAGGGUUUUGGAAGUUUUUGGUCAUGCCUUGAAAUUGAAAGAUCCUAUGUUCUUCGUGAAAGCUCAUAGUCGCAUGGGAGAAAAUGACAACCACAGCACCUUUCGUACACUGUACUAUCCACCUUCUACUGACGUCGUACAGAAGGAAGGACAGAUUCGGUGUGGAGAGCAUUCGGAUUACGGUGGUGUGACAUUAUUACUACAAGAUGAGACGGGAGGUCUUGAGGUAAAAGGUCUGGAUGGUAAAUUCCAUGCAGCCACACCUAUGCCAGGCUCUAUUGUGAUUAACAUUGGGGAUAUGCUGCAGCGGUGGACAGCUGAUCAACUGGUUUCCACAGUGCAUCGUGUGGUUGUUCCGAAAGGAACGCGCACUAACAACAGCCGUCAGUCGAUGGCCUUCUUCGGACAUCCCAACAGUAACCAAGAUAUUGUCUGUAUCGACGGCAGUAACAAGUAUCCACCUACGAACUCAGACACGUACAUGGAAUCCAAGUACAGCAAGUCCUUUGAUAAGUAAAAUCAAUAUAAAAACGGAAUGCCCUGACUUGUAACAUUGAUGCUGGGUGACGUUUAGCUACGGUGGUCUGUAAAGUGUCACAGCAAAACAAUACAAAAUAAAAUCACAAUUAAGUGACGUGUUUAUAAAUUUGCCGAGACAGGUAUUUACCACCGUACAAGGGUUUUCUUGUUAUUAUAAAGAGGUACAGAUCUUUGAUAUAUUUUAAUUAGCUCUCAAUGGACUUUUCCGGAUUCUGAACAGGAUCAGGAUUAAGCGCUCGUAUUUACGUACGUUUACACAAUGGUUUUGUAGGACUCAACAAAAUCCCAGGGACGGGCUUAACGGAAAGGCCACUGAAAAUCGGAAUGAGAAAAUAUAUUCCUUACUAAUUAACAGACAUAUAGAAUACCGUCCUUAGAUUUUUGCAUUAACCCUUAAAUUAGCUUUAAGUCAAUUUAAAUAUUUUCGUAGUAAUUGGCUGUACAAUAAUACAAAUUAGAAUUGAACAAUUUAAUUUAACAGAUUUAGAGAUUUUUAACCAGAUUUGACCACCUCGAAGAAGCGACCAAAAAUGUGAUACUAGUUUAAAGCAUUGUAGUCUAUCAAUGAUUAUGCUUAUACGGUAGUUUUUUUAGAAAAUAUUUCCAAAAUCGGAUUCGAACCCUAGGACUUCCGAUCACAAUUCGGUUGUUCGAACGACUGAGCUACAAGCAAUGUGAAAUUUUUAAAGUUUUUGCAUAAUAAGAAGUUAUAGACAAUUGCAAUAUCUGAAAUUAUACUAGAAUGAUACACAAAGAAAGUAAAUAUUUAAAAAAUGCAUAUACUGUAUUGGCCUACUUAUCUGGAAGCGAAAAAAAAAACUCAAGUUUGUCUAUCAAUGAACCAGGAAGCCAAUUCGGUAGGCCUAUACCUUAUGGAUUUUAACAUUAAAACACAUUUUCUUCUGAAGGAGUUUGACAUAAUAAACAAGUUAUAGUCUAGUCUAGUUACAUCCAAUAGUAAAUAUCCUCAGUUUAUAUUAUUGGUAUACAUAUAUCCUCAUUCAUUCUAUGUGAUGUUUGGUUUCAAGAUAGAAUUAUAUGUAAAGCAUCAUUAACAGAAAGAAUUGUAGAGUCGUAUUUAUUUACAAAAUUAUAAUAUAUUUUUUCACUUACUAGUUUUGUGCUGGUAACCAGUUAAUUUGCGGUGGAAUAAACACUUUGAAAUUAAGCGAAA
Messenger RNA from Anneissia japonica, 2198 nucleotides. Its product is annotated as 2-oxoglutarate-dependent dioxygenase htyE-like. NCBI's taxonomy places the organism in Eukaryota, Metazoa, Echinodermata, Crinoidea, Comatulida, Comatulidae. Bases 123 to 1001 code for a protein of 292 amino acids. Gene Ontology annotation, molecular function: dioxygenase activity. The record is from RefSeq and is a predicted model, not a curated record. The transcript has 7 exons.